Molecule: messenger RNA, 4747 nt
Organism: Thamnophis sirtalis
Lineage: Eukaryota; Metazoa; Chordata; Lepidosauria; Squamata; Natricidae
Source: RefSeq, a predicted model, not a curated record
GAAAAUAAUUCAGAGGAGGCCUAAAUGUAAGAGAAGAAAAACAAAACCUGUUUAGUGAUCUCUGCACCUGUCCAUGUUGCUUAGUUUUUGAAGCGGGCAUUAACAGAGAGAAAAAGAAAAAGAAAAGAAAAGAUGAGUGAAUCUUCAGAUGCUGCAUAUGAAGGUCUAACCCUUUUCUCGCAGCACCAAGCCUGAUGCUGAACAGUCAAAGCUGUUUCCAGGGAUUACGCUAUGCAUGCUUGUCUGCUUAGUAACAACCCAUUUCCUCGGUCAAGAGACUCUUAACUGAUUGAUUUAGAGAGAGAACAGGUAGCAUCAGUUUUGUACAUAACUUCUUCAUUACUGUACCAAGGAAUGUAGUAUCAUAGAAGAUUUCUUUUAUAGGAAUUGUUGCCACAAAAAAGCCAGACAUGGCAAGGAAUUGCUCUGGUUGCAAAGAAAAAAGACCUGCACACAGUUUGUGUACAAAUUGCAACAAGUGGCUUUGUAGCUUAUGUACGGAAGAACACAGCCACAGCAAAGAAGCAGGAGGGGAACAUUAUUUGCCAGUCUCCUUGAAAGGAUGUUCAGGAGUUGAAGGGGAAGCCAAUGAAAAUCCCUUGUUUUGUCCGAUGCAUAGCCAAGAGAGGCUUAAGCUGUUUUGUGAGACUUGUGACGUCCUUACCUGUCGCUGCUGCCUCCUGACAGAGCACAAGGAUCACAGAUUGUUUGAAGCAAAACACUUGCAACGGAAAAUAGAAAAUCAGAUCAAAAUGGCCAAAAUGGUCCUGAUCAGUGAAAUAAAUAAGCGGACAAAUGUUCUCCUUGAACAGUUGGAGCGGAUCACCAGUGAAAGGAAGCAAAAAAUGGAACAACAGCUUCAGGGAAUUAUGAUGUUAAACAGGCAGUUUGAACACGUGCAAAACUUUCUUAGCUGGGCAGUAUGCAGUAAAAGCACCGUUCCAUUCCUCUUCAGUAAAGAACUGAUUGUUUUUCAGAUUCAGCGUUUGCUGGAAACCAACUGUAAUGCAGAUGUGGGUUGUCCUUGGAAGAUCAGAUUCACGUGGGACCCGUCUUUUUGGACUAAACAACUAUCCAAUAUAGGCCACUUGUCAAUGGAAGGGGGCCCAAGCCACCAUUCAGAUGUACCAACAUAUGCAAGUAUACAAGGAAUGCAGCCAUCUCUGUAUCACCAUCAUGGCCAUCAUUCUCCAGUGCCACAACAUGACCCACUCAAUAACCAGCCCCACCAAUAUCAGCCUCCUGUCCAUUGCCUGGCACCUAUGUGCUUUGCCCAUUGCCUUAAUAUCCCACAUAUGAACAAAGGGCAGCUUUCUCAUCAAACUGUGAGCCACCCUCAGCCUUUCCGCCAGCCUUCUGAAAUACAGCAACACCACCCACAACAUUUCCCUGUGCAGUACAGCUUGCAGCAACAUGAGAGGGAGCAGAGGUGUGCCCCACGGGUGCUGAAAAGCAUGCAGCCGUGUGCUGAGCAGAAAUCUCAUCAAGAGCCUGAUGGCCUAACUACCAGGUUGGGCAAGAACUCCCAAGAGCAGCCAAUGCACCUUCCACCUAUUUAUCCCCUUUCGUCACAGGAUGACCACCAAAGCCAAGGUAGUCAUUCCCAGCAACUCCCUGUACAGUCUUCUCUUCACAGUCCAACAGUGCAGGUUCAAGUCGGUCCCCUCCAGAAGCUAAAGCUGAAUAAUUUGCAGCAACAGCCACAGCCACAGCCUCCACCACCACAGCCUCAGCCACAGCCACAGCCACCACAACAGGAACAUGCAUUGCCACCCCCACCACCCCUCUCACCUCAACAGUCACCUGCCGCAGGCCCAAAUGAGAAAUCUCAUGAACACGUGAUACAACAGAGCUUGGACAUCAUGCACCACCAAUUUGAACUGGAGGAAAUGAAGAAAGAUUUGGAGCUUCUCCUUCAGGCUCAGCAACCCAGCCUACAACUCAAUCAGGCCAAGCAGCCUCAGCAUGUGCAGCAAACCAUUGUUGGCCAGAUAAACUACAUUGUCAGGCAGCCAGCCACGGUUCAGCAGCAAAACCAAGAAGAAGUGCAGCAAAUUGGUGAAGAUUCUGCUGAAUCAGAAGGUCAAAAACCAGCACUUCCUCUUGAUAGAAAUGUGAUUCCAUCUAUGUCUCAGCCAGGAGAUGAAGCUACUGUCAACAGGCAAUCUCCAGAGAGUAUAUUGAGUCCAGUCAGAAAGCGGUCAGCUUCAAUGAACAUAGUGGGUUUUCCAAACAUUUUAGAGGUUGAUUUAUCUUCAUCAAGGGCACCCAGACAAGCUGAUUCACAGGCAAAAGAAAUCUGCAGUGCAACACCUAGCCUGCCCCAGAAUGUAUCACACGUCUCUGAAGUGCUUCCUGAAUCUGUAUCUACUUAUAAUCUGUCCUUGGAUAGAACGAGGACCCUGAGUUCUGAAAAUAUUGAACAUUUAGCAAUUGGUGGCAUGCCUUUGGUAAACCCAGUUUGCAAGCUGGAAAAUGAAGAGUUUAGCCAUGUGAGUUAUCCUCUUGGGAGCAAUAUUGUCACUGCGCAAUCAAAAGCCAUGAAUGAAAUGGCUCUUCCUUUACAAAAUAUUCUGGAAGAGCCUAUUAAUCUCUCAGUGAAGAAAACUCAGCCAUGUACUUCCCCUCCCUUACUUAUCAGCAAUACAACCUUCAUGCAAUCUGUUAAUCCCAAACCAGGACACACUGAAGAUAGUCCUAACUGUGAAGAAGAACAUUUUGAAAAGGAAAUUAAAACUAGUGAGAACAACAGAAUUUGUGCCAAAGAAGUGAAAAUUCCAUAUGUGCGAUUGGAACGAUUGAAGAUAUGCACAUCAGAAUCUGGAGAGCUUCCAAUUUUUAAAUUGCAGCCACAGAAAAGUACACAUGAUGGGACAUUUCUGUUGAUUAUUGAAUGUGGUACUCAGUCUUCAAGCAUGGCUAUUAAGGUCAAUCAAGGACAUUCAUCUGAAAGUCUAAAUCCUAAGCUUGAAGAAAACCUGGAGAAAAGCAGGAUCCUCACAAGCCAGCUGACUGAACAGGUGUUACUUCCUUCAGGAGAUCACAGGCUAAGUAAUAAUAUGAAGAAAUCUGGGCUUCCUCAUGAAGAUCACACUAUUGAGAAUGAAGAUUUUUGUGCUGUUUGCCUAAAUGGAGGAGAACUUUUGUGUUGUGAUUACUGCCCAAAGGUGUUUCAUCUUUCAUGCCAUGUUCCUGCAUUACUUAGUUUUCCUGUAGGUGAAUGGGUGUGCACACUUUGUCGCAAUGUGGAAACACCAGAGGUAGUCUAUGAUUGUGAAAACACACGAUUUGACUAUAAUACACUCAUGCAAGCAAGACCAGUUUAUGGCCUUGGUGAAUAUGACCAAAAGAAGUGUGAAAAAUUGGUGCUUUCACUGUUCUGCAAUAGCUUGAGUCUUCCAUUCCAUGAACCAGUCAGUCCCCUGGCUCGCCAUUAUUAUCAGAUUAUAAAGAAGCCCAUGGACUUGUCCACUAUUCGGAAAAAACUUCAGAAAGAAGACCAACUACAUUAUACCUCUUCAGAAGAGCUGGUGGCUGAUGUGCGUCUUAUGUUUUGGAACUGUGGAACAUUCAACUAUCCUGAUUCAGAGGUUGCUGAGGCUGGAAGAUGCUUGGAAAUAUUCUUUGAAAGCAAGCUCAAGGAAAUUUAUCCAAUGAGGCAAUUCCCCUUGGUACAACAAGAUGAUUCUGAUUUAGAAGAUGUGGAACACGAGAAUAGUCAAGCAACCCCGGAAGGAUUGCAGUGGCCUUCAUAUAGGCAAGAGUGUAUCCAGCCUAAAAGAAGACGAAGACAUGCUGAAAAUGAAAAACCUAAAAGACCCAUGUUUUGGCCUGCGAAAGGUUUCUCACAAGUGUGACUUCUGUAACGUUGCUUGGUAUACUAUGAACAACAGCAACAACAAAGGAACUGACUUUGUAAGAGGAGGUGGAAAAUGUGUAUUUAAAGGCUUAAUAUGAAUUUCAGAAUGAUUGAUUGAUUUUAUUUCUGUGAAGGGAGGAUACAUUCUAAACAUUAUAUAUUUUAAAGGGCAGUUUCCAAGUUAUCUGUUAUGUUUCAUUAUUUGUAUUUAAACAGACGUUUAAUCAUGAAAUAAUAAUUAAUAAUGGUAUGCUAUUUUUAAAAUAAUUUUAUAAAUUCCUUUGAUUUAUAGUUUUUAGGUGAUAUAGCUACCUGGCUGUUUUCUGUAUGCAGGACAUAUUUCCCACUUGGUUUUCCUGAAAUAAAAUUAACUGUUAUAUUAUAGGUAGCACUGACUAAGUCUAUCCUCUCCUACACUGAAGAAACUGAAUUCCACCUUGCAGUGCCAUUCUAGGCAUGUGAUGUUGUUGGCUAAGCCGUGGGUGGUUGUCUAUAUCCUAAGAGACUAAAUGAGACAGGAAGUCUUGGUUUUUUACUUAAUAGAAUUCUAGAAUGUGACUCUACAAGAAAUAAAUGGAAAGCACACCAUGCAAGAAUGUUCUCUUGGGAGGUUUGAAUACCCUUCUGACAUCAGGAACUCAUACUACAGAUAUGUUUAGAUUAUCCUAAUUCUUGCCUGAUUUCACUAUAAAAUUUAGAGGAUGUUAUUGGAAUCCAUCAACAAGUGUGGGUUUUUGUAACUAUCAGAGUGAUAAGAGGAAGAGAAUACUUUUCUUGCCCCCUUUUGAUCAGUAUGGAAUCUAAUUUGAAAUAUAUUGAGCCCUGAUCAUGCUAUAUUCAUAAACCCACCCAUGUGCCUCAUACUCAAACCCAAGUGAAUUGUGUAAU